CGUCAACGCGCUGCCAUUCAAACUUCAGGAAAUAAAAGUGUGGGCUAAACAACGGUCUCCGUCCAGACAUCCUAGUUUGGGUGGAUAUUUUCGAUUCUUCUCUCGUAUCACUCCACUGUUGCAUCCGCAGUGCCAACAGAGGAAACCAUGACCUCUAAAGGUGCCAAAGAGACCCUCGUCUCCAGGUUGGGAUUCAAAUCCAGCAGCUCAGUCUCCAAAGCUGAAGCAGAGCUUGAAAAAGUCAGGAAGGAGAACGCUCAUCUGAGAAAAAAGGUGGACGAAAUGGCCAAACGGCACAUCAAGCCAGCAGACUCAGACAAAAGCAAGCUCCUGGAGAGGAUUCUUUCCCUCGAGACGCUGCGUGAGAGGAACAAUCAGCAGCUACUGGUUAAAGAGCAGGAACUGGAAACUCUGAGACGGCAGCUGACAGCUCGAGGAGGAGAGGUGGUAGCAUCGCUGCAGGCCCAGCUGGAGCAGCGGAGAAGAGAGGCAGAGCAGAGGGACACGAUGUUCCAGAGCUUGUCACAGGAGACUGAGAAUCUAAAAAACAAGCUGGCCACCGUUUCUGCUCGUUGUCAGGCCCUGGAAGGACAGGCUGCGAAUGGAACGAGUCCUCCUGCAGACCUGCUACUUGUACAAGAACAACUGAGAGACGCUCUUGAAAAGAACCAGCAGUGGCUGGCUUACGAUCAGCAGAGAGAGGCCUACGUUCAGUCUGUUGUUGCUCGUUCUCUGGAGCUGGAGCAGCAACUGAAUCAGCAGAAAACCAACCCUGAAACCACGUCAGAGGCUCCUCUUACUUCAGCCCCCAGCAGCUCUCCAGGGACGGAGAAGGAAUCUGAGAUGAAAAGCCACUAUGAUGAGUUGGUUUUAGGGCUGCAACGGGACCUGGAGCACCAGAAAGACCAGACUACCAGAGCCGAGCGAGACCUGAGUGUGAGGGAGGAACAGGCCUUGAAAGCUCAGGCUGAGCUGCAGUCUCAGAGGCAGCAGGUCAGCAAGGCCCGGCAGGAGAUGUCAGCGCUGCAGAGGAAGUAUGAAGACAAGUGCAGCGAGCUGUCGGCCUUUCUGAUGAAGUAUGACGAGAAGAUCAAAGAGCUGGAUGAGGUCAAGGUCCAGCUGCAGGCAGAGCGGUUAGGCAACAGACAUGCAGCAAACGAAGAAAGAACAGUGUCCGACAGGAUGAGAGCAGAACUGGAGAGUACAGGGAGGCGACUGGAUGAAGAGAGGAAGAGGUCUGCUGAGCUCCUGAUGCAGGUGAACAUGCUGCAAAAGUCUCUGCUGAGCCAGAACGAGGAGCGCAGGAGAGUCGCUGCACUGGAACAACAGAUCCAGCUCUCUGCCAAGGACUUCGAAAAUGAAAAAAGUAAUCGCCAAAGUAUGCAGCAGCAAUUACACAAGGUGCUGAAGGAGCUGCGCAAAGCUCGCGAACAGAUUGCUCAACUGGAAUAUGCCAAGCAGCCAAACGCCCAGUUUUCAGAGCCUAGUUCGUACAACAGGCUUGAGUUUGAUGCAACGUCUCCAUCUAAAGUCAGCAGCCUCCUGGAUGAGAGUUUCUUGGAGUGUCCAAAGUGUCACACUCCCUACCCAGCCAGUCGCCACAGAGAGCUCCUGGUGCACAUCGACGACUGCUAUGCCUGAAAGGGCGUCCAACUUAGGUCAUAGAGAAACACUGGCGUUUUCUCAACCACUCCUCUCUUAAAAAUGCAUUUAAAGCCAAAAGUCUUAGUUCCUGUUAGGAGCGAGUUUAAUUGGAACUGAAUCAAAGUUAGCUGUUUGGCUGGAUCGGGCCCACUGCAGUCGAGAGGCCCGUAUUUCUACAGGCUGUUUCUCAAACAGCACUUGUAAACAAACUGGAACCAAAUCAGUUCCCAGUUUGUCAAAACAGAGCUAAGGAAGUUGAGAACUCGGAACAACAGACCAGUAGAGCCACUCCCAUAAUACACCCAUCCAGGUAAAACUCAGACGUGUCCCAGUAGCACCCUCAUUCACACACGUUCAGGUGGAAAAGUCCCACAUCUCCAGGAAAGCGUGGUUUUCCUUCUUCAGCCCACCCACUCACUCCAGUGAAAUAACUCCAUCAUCAGAACAUGACUUCAUUACUUCUGAGACUGGCUCUCCAAAUAUUGGUGAACGAUUUUCUGCCACAACACGAUCCAAGUGUUCGUAUCAUUUAGAUGUUACUGAGCUGCAGAGCUGAUCACUGACAGCUUUGUGGAGGAUUCUGUCCUCCUGCAUGAAUAUUUGAGGGAUUUCUUUGUGUGUCUGAUGACAUUUAUUUAUUCUUAGGGUUUUUUAAUGAGUUUUGGAAUUUAGAUGAUAGUUUUUAGUCUUCCUUGUGUGUAUUGUGUCUGCCUGUACAUUAGUGUGCAUUUACAAUCGUCUAAUCAUGGGAUCUACUUUGUCGUAUCAAACAUUAGUUCUGCCGAAUCAAACUGCUGUAAAGUCACCACUCCUAGUUUCAGUAACAUCAUGUAGGAACAAAGUUGCUGUGAUUAUUUGCUAAUUAGACAGUAUUUAUGUGAAGGAAGUUUUCUUGAAUUUGCAUUUACAAACAGGGACUAGAUGGCCUAAUGCACCUCCUGUUCCAGUGUAAGGUGUGGUAUAAAACAUUGCUAAAGCAUGUAUGACUAAGAUCUGUGAUUUGCCUCAUGUAACCCAGACCUUAAACAUGUAGAGGCUUACCUGCUCACAUGUGGCAGCUUGUCUGUGCAUUCUCUCUCUCGCCACCUUGACUUUUCGAGCCUGCAGCCCUGUAAGGCUGGAAUGAGAUUGCACGAGUUAAUUCCUUGUUCUAAACUAUUUACAGCAGGGAUUACUCAAGGUCUCCUGGUUGGGAGAAAGGGGCUAAGGUGUUUUUAUUCCUCCAGUCUUGGCAAUGUGACCAAAUAGACUUAAGACAGCUAGAGCUGUGCAUCUUUUUAGUCUCUGUUUAUAUAUAUAUAGAUAUAUAUACAUACAUACAUACAUAUAUACAUAGUUAUAUAUGUAUAGUUUUUGCUUGCAUUUUAGAAACGGGCUGUCUGGACAUUGUUUUAUCCUGCUUUAAAGAUCUCCAUUUUAUCGUAAUCAUGUUCUCCAAAGCUGUUGUGUGUAUGUCUGUGUGUGUGCCGUGUACUGUAUAGAACUGUGGAAUAAAGAUGUAAACCCCCUUCUCGGAUAAUAA
Messenger RNA from Nothobranchius furzeri (turquoise killifish), 3166 nucleotides. It is a transcript of the gene cep55l, whose product is annotated as centrosomal protein 55 like. NCBI's taxonomy places the organism in Eukaryota, Metazoa, Chordata, Actinopteri, Cyprinodontiformes, Nothobranchiidae. Gene Ontology annotation, biological process: mitotic cytokinesis; establishment of protein localization; regulation of phosphatidylinositol 3-kinase/protein kinase B signal transduction. The record is from RefSeq and is a predicted model, not a curated record. Gene Ontology annotation, cellular component: midbody.